Talaromyces proteolyticus is the source of this 2298-nucleotide messenger RNA. RefSeq lists its product as uncharacterized. Gene Ontology annotation, biological process: positive regulation of transcription by RNA polymerase II. The coding region runs from base 1 to 2298 and encodes 765 amino acids. The record is from RefSeq and is a predicted model, not a curated record. The transcript is spliced from 5 exons. NCBI's taxonomy places the organism in Eukaryota, Fungi, Ascomycota, Eurotiomycetes, Eurotiales, Trichocomaceae. Gene Ontology annotation, cellular component: nucleus. Gene Ontology annotation, molecular function: catalytic activity; DNA-binding transcription factor activity; transcription cis-regulatory region binding.
AUGGCCUCUGACUACCACGGGCUCGGAGCCAAAGAACUAGAGAUUCUCUUCUCCAAGGCCGCCGGUGCAAAAGCUACUGCUUAUUGUAAUACUCCACCUCAAUUCCCCGGCCCUUAUUCAAAGUUCCGUGUUGGGGCAUGUAUUCUCACCCGGUCUGGCCAGUUUAUAGACGGCGCAAAUGUCGAAAAUGCUUCCUCGCCGGUGGGAAUGUGCGCGGAACAAAUAGCCUUUGGAAAAGCAAUUGUGGCCGGACAUAAUGAUUUCAAGGCAAUCGCGGUCGCGUCAGACACUAAGCCUGGCGUAUCCCCCAUGAGCGAAUUCACUCCCUCGUCUUUCCCGGUAUUUAUGUACGGUAGGGACGGCCAGUACACAGUGAGGACGAUGAACGAGGUACUAGGUAACCAUGUCUUGAUGGAAACUAAUAGGAGUGCUAAUGAAUCGAACUUAGCUUCUCCCUUUCACAUUUGGACGCAGCGACUGAGUCCUUCGGCGGUAAUGAUUGUUCGUAGAGAAAAUUAUGAGUGCUUCCGACUUAGGGCUUGCACGCCACUUAACUGUCUGGCUUACCUCCUUAGCUACUCCAUCGAUGCAGUAUCAAUAAAGACAGAAAAUUAUUUCCAGCUAACAGAGCCUCCAGCAUGUCUCACGUUUUACAUGACCGCUAAAAUGACUUUUAAAAUCGCGCUCGUGGAUGGGCUGAAGCCUGACGGGAGAAGAAAUCGGCAGUUUCAAUCCGGAUCUCUAUCAAAUAUCUCUGUAGACUGCCAACUACUGGCCACCAACCCAUCUGUGUUUAGUGGAUGUGAUACCACAAAAUGCAAUUCUGUAGCCAAUAUGAAUGAUUUGGCGGCAUUUGCAAUGGACGGUGCUGACACCGCUGGCUCCGCUGCCGAGGAAACCCACCAUUAUGUCUCGCACACGUCGCUCUCCAGCCCCGACGCGUAUGCAGCAAACCCGCGGUUUAGACAGUUACAGGAAGAACUUCGAUAUGUUCUAUUCACAGCCGUGGCGAGUCGUGCUCCUAGCAGAUGUCCCUCUCCCACAGGAACAGGCUCCGAGUUGGUCGAGGCAGCCGCAUCAGGGUUCUGGAAACGAAGCUUCGACUCGGCACAGGUGCCGAUACCCAAAGCCAGACUGAUCUACUACUUGAAAAACUGGAUUACUGAAUGUGCACCUCACCUCGAUAAAUUCGAUGAGAAUAGCCAUUUCGGCGUGCAAAUCCCUAUUCUUGCGCAGAAGUCGCCUUCGCUUUUGUAUGCCAUCUUGGCCUUUUCAGCACGCCAGUCCGAGCGCAAGGCGUGCCUCGAAAACUGUCGCGAUAGUCUAGAGCUUUACCAAGAAUCAAUCCGGCUACUAUCUCCUUAUUUGCAGACGAGAGACCCGAAUGUGCUUAUGACAGCUUGUAUCCUUGCGUGUAUGGAGCUGAUGUCCGUCAGUGCCCGCGGCUGGAGGCGCCACGUCGAGGGAUGUGCGGCUUUAUUCGACUCGUAUAUCGUCAACGGGUUUUCUGGUGGCCAUCUGCAGGCGGUCUUCUGGUGCUAUGCACGAAUGGAACUGUGCGGUGCAAUCAUCUCAGACGGGACGGAAAGCACAGUGCUUCCUCUUGAUAAAUGGGUUCCUCAGCAGGCCACUGCCGGUGUUUCUCCAGAUAGGAAAGAAGAAAUAAUUCGAGAUCUAUUCUACGAGAACGGUUCCUCUACGCCGGAUAUGCGUGCUAACUGGGCUGUCUAUCUCUGCACCAAGACAUGCAAUCUCACCUGCCGGCGAUCGAGGUACGUGGAGCUCGGCGAAGUGGACCAAGAUGAUCCAAGACCAUUUUCCGAGCAAUGGGUGCGACUCUGGGACGAACUACAAUUCUGGCGAGAACAUCGUCAUACAGCCAUGCUGCCAGUCAAGACUACAUCAAUGGAUGGCGAGCAGACUUUCCCCGAUAUUCUCUUCGCACAUUGGGCGGCUAUCUCGGGGAAUCAACUGUAUCAUACCGCGUGUAUCAUGAUGCUGGAAAUAAAACCCGUAGAUAUACCCUUGCUGUCGUCUAAUCCAUACUGCUCCGCUAUCUGGCAUGCCAGACGGGUCUGCGGAAUAUCAUUGACGAAUCCGCAUAGUGGGAAUCUGAUUAAUGCUAUUCAGCCGUUGUAUAUUGCUGGAAAACUCCUGACGCACUGGGACGAGCAUCUGGAGGUUGCCCGGCUAUUUAGAACGAUCGAGACUACGACCGGAUGGGGUGCUUUGUGGCGAUUGCGAGAUCUUGAACAUGCCUGGGGUUAUGAGCCUGGUGAAAUCUUGUCUGCCAUUUGA